AUGAGAUUAAUUAGUCAAGUAGUGAUACUGGUGACUUUUAUUAGUCCAAGUAUUAGUAUUACAGGGAUUGCCGAUAUUGGUAAUUUUCGUAAUAUUAUAUUAGACAGGCAUAAUGAAUAUCGUCGAUCUGAACGAGCAUCCAAUAUGCGGGAAAUGGAAUGGGACACAUCAUUAGCAAGAAAAGCUGAACAAUAUGCACGUCAAUGUCGUUAUGAAAGACCAGCAAGGAGUAAUGUUCGGGGAGAAAAUCUCUUUUUCGAUUCAGGUUACGCUAAAAACUGGCACUCUAGGCGAAAAAUGAUGGUGAUGGCUGAAUCGCACAGAAUUGGUUGUGGUAUGGCUCAUUGUGCUACAAUGGGUUAUGGAAGAAACAAUGUUCGUCAUUCUUCACUUUUUGUCUGCUUUUAUUCACCAAGAGGUCGUCUCAUUGGUAAUUACCCUUAUGAACGAGGUCGAUCAUGUUCUCGAUGUCCGAAAGAAACUCGCUGUCGAAACAAUCUCUGCUCUAGUCUUUAUAGUAGUGAUUCACCUGCAAACAUCGUCGCUCCCAAUCCUCCUCGAGACUCGAAUACUGUAGUCGGUCCGAUAUUACCAAACUCAGGUCCAUUAAGCUCCACUGAUAAGCAAUAUGUAUUGCUGGUUCAAAAUCGUAUGAGGGAAAACAAAAGACUUAGAAAGCUGGAAUGGAAUAAUAUAUUAGAGAUGUGGGCGUCCUAUGUUAUAAGAUGUGACGUAGAAUAUCCUGGUCCAAGACAAACUUAUUCAAAUUUUGGUAAAAUAGAUAGGAGUCAAGCUGUUCAACAAUUAAUAUAUGAAUGGGCUGAUGAAGGUGAAGAUAUGAUGGAACCGUCUAUUAGAAGAAUGGGUUGUGCCGCUAUGGCGUGUGAUAGGAAACGGCAGUUAACAUGUAUAUAUGAUGACCGACGAUAUUAA
Lottia gigantea (owl limpet) is the source of this 933-nucleotide messenger RNA. RefSeq lists its product as hypothetical. The transcript has 9 exons. NCBI's taxonomy places the organism in Eukaryota, Metazoa, Mollusca, Gastropoda, Lottiidae. Bases 1 to 933 code for a protein of 310 amino acids. The record is from RefSeq and is a predicted model, not a curated record.